Molecule: messenger RNA, 4498 nt
Organism: Pseudopipra pipra
Lineage: Eukaryota; Metazoa; Chordata; Aves; Passeriformes; Pipridae
Gene: ANKRD33B
Product: ankyrin repeat domain 33B
Exons: 4
Coding region: 651-2186 (511 amino acids)
Molecular function (GO): protein binding
Source: RefSeq, a predicted model, not a curated record
GCGGGCCACCUCUCGGCGCAGCCCCCGCCGAGCAGCGCGGCACGCCGCUGGACUGAGGAUGAGGAGCCCAAGGGUGCUCAGGACGUGCCAGUCCCCUACCUGUGGCUGCAGCUCGGCGCCCGCAGGGAGCAGCCGCCUGCUCCCCCCGCACACCGCCCCGACACCGCGCCCCUGCCACUCCGCCCGAGCCCCAACCUCCUCACUGCGAUGCUGAGCGGAUUACGGGCCGGCACUUUGACAACUGCCUGCGCUCCCCAGAGCCGCCCUGCCUGCCGCAGCCUCUCUCCGCUCUCCGCGGCGGCGGCAGCUCCCCUGGGCCGGGCCGGCGGCGCUGAGCGAGCCCGGACCGGCCCCCAGGGAAGCCCCUUCGCAGGCAGCGGCAUGUCCCGGCCCGGGGACCCGCCGGGCUGCUGCGGGGCCACCCGCGGGAGGGGGCUGACACUUGCGUGAGCGGGGACAGCGGAACCCCUCGCCCGCCGCGGGGAAGAGCGGCGGCUCCCGGCGGGGCAGCGCUCGGCGGGCGGGGCGGGGGCUGCGGGGCGCCGUGAGCAGCCCCUGGGCAGCGCCCCGAGGCCGCGGAGCCGCUGGCCGCUGGGCAGGGCGCCCCUCGGGGCGGAGGGGAGCUCCCGCGCCCCGGCCCCGGGCCCGACAUGGUGCUGCUGUCGGGGCAUGGGGACCAGCUGGCCGGGGAGAGGGUCUGCCCCGCGCCGGCGGCGGCGAAGGAGAUGCCCGGCGCCGAGGCGGAGAGCAGCCCCGAGCAGGGCACGGAGGGGGCUGCCGCCGAGGAGCCGAGCGAGGAGGAGGAGGAGGAGGAGGAGGACUGCGAGGAGUACGAGGACUUCUCCGAGCUGCCUGACACCUGCAGCAUCGCCUCGGACGACUCCUUCUACCCACCGCUGGGGCUGGAUGACGACGACGAUGACACCUGGUCCCAGGACGGGGACGAGCGCGACAGCCCCGAGGCGCUCAGCCUCUUCCGAGCCUGCUGCACCAACAACAGCAUCGUGCUGAAGGCGCUCAUCCGCCAAGGCCCCGGAGAGGAGGAGGUGCGGGAGGCCGACCGCAAUCGCCGGAAUGGUCUUAUCAUUGCCUGUUACCAAGGUUAUGUGGAUAUUGUAAUAGCCUUAGCACAAUGCCCUCACCUUGAUGUGAACUGGCAAGACAACGAAGGGAACACAGCUCUAAUUACAGCUGCACAGGCAGGGCACAUAACCAUUACAAACUAUUUGUUGAACUAUUUUCCCGGGCUUGAUAUUGAGAAGAGGAAUGCAUUUGGAUUCACAGCACUGAUGAAAUCUGCAAUGCAGGGCCGAACAGAAUGUGUGAAAGCCUUGAUGAUGGCAGGGGCAAAUGUCCAUGCGACUGACCCAAGCCGUGGACUGACUUCAUGGGAAUGGGCUUGUUUCACAGGAAGAUCAGAAUCUGCCUUCAUCAUGCAAAAGUUGAUGGACAGGCCAUGCCCAGAACAGUUUUCUGAUCAAUAUAAACCAGAAUGGCCAAAGAUGAAGGAACUUCUUGCCAAGGCUGCAGAGCCAAAAAGCUGUUUGCAGAAGAUUUCUGAGUGCGUACGGGCAGCUGUCUCAUUCCGGUCUUUCUAUGGCCCAGAAGAAGAUGGGGUCCUUGACCACAUGGUGAAGGUGACAACAAGCCUGGGCAGUCCUUUCAUUGCUCUGGCAUGCCGGACUGUGUGCCCAGGCAGCCCACCCUCUGUCGGUAAACGCAGACUGGCCGUGCAGGAAAUCCUUAAGAAGCAGAGAGCAGAGGAGAUCCGAUCUCAAGACAAAGAUCACGUUAGCAGCUACGAGAAGCUCUUUCAGAACUCCAGAGUCACAGUGAUCCCCAAGAAGAAGGAACGUCGAGCCAGUCUGCAGCCCAUCAGCCUUGCAGUGAACACAGUAGCCACGAGGAAAGCAAGCCUCCUACCGCUUCACCUGCUUAGACGGAGCAGCGUCAGGCCAGGAUUUGUCAUCCCCAAAGUCCGUGUCAGCAAGGCUCCUCCACCCACCUUCCAGCCAGAAAAGGCGAGAAGGAGGAGCAGUGCAAAGGAUGACCCCUAUUUGCAGAUUCCCAAAUGGAGAUACAAGGAGCUAAAAGAGGAGCGGAAGAAGGCAGAGGAACAGGACAAGAAUAGAGCAGCAGAGACUCAAAAGCUGAGGCAGGUGUCUCCUACCCGAAGCAGGACCUGAUUUAAAGGCAGUCAUUUAGAAGGUUCUUGAGCUACUAGUCUUGUUAUCUGAGCAAGAUAACAGACUGAAUGCCUUUGUGCAGGCCCACUGUUCAUGGAGCUGGAAUACUGAGCAAUGGCCUUUAAAGUGCAGAAAUACAGCAAGGGUUAUGCCACAGCAUGUCUGAUGCUGGAGCACAAAUAUAUUUUGAGGUGGAAGACUUACUAAGUUUGCCUGUUUGCUGUUGAGAGGAAGUUCUAAGUGGUGCGGUCCUCUUGCAGAUUCCUGUUUUACCAGCUCCAGGUGAAUGACUGAGAAACAGCUUGAAAAAUAACAUAUAUGUGACAGGAUUAUAUUUUGUGUUUGUUCAUUUUGUAAUGGACAAAAUGAAGGAGUUGUGCUUUUGACAGUAGACAUUCCUUCCUCUCCUUCCAUAGGUAGAUAUAUUGCAAGGUUUUAUAGUAAUAAUGAAAAGUUUAAAAUAUACCAGUGUUGGUGGCAGUGAAAAUCCAGGUCUUCAGUUGUUUUGGAUAUACUAAGCACUUUAUUUCUAUUCCAGUAAACAAAGUUUAAGGAUAGGUAUUAAACUGUACAGCUCUAUACAGUCCGUAUGGAUACAAGUCUUAAUGCAUAUUGUUUGCUCUGUUGAAUAUAAAAAGGGCUGCAUAUGAAAUAUCUCUGCAGUUGAGGUAUUCACAUCUUCUGCAGGUAUAAAUCAAGGGCAGGGACUGAUUUCUUUGAAGCCACAGAGAAGCUGAGAUAAGAUUUGAAUGCCACCAUCACCUAAGAUUUGCCUCCCCUGUUAGGUUUCCCUUUAUCCGUUAUCUGUUGUUUCCUCUUUAGUCUCAGGGAAUUUUUUGUCAUUGCAUUUAAAUGUGAAAUAAGGGAGAUGGUGAGGCACAGGUGGGCUUUUUUCAGGUUGAUAUUUAAAUUCCUGUUUUAAAAACCAGGUUUAUUGUGAGCUUUUCCAGAUUAUAGCCAGGACAAGAAAAUCAUGCAGCUUGAAGAAGUUCAAUUUUCCCAGGUAUCAAGUCCAGCUAUAUACUACGAAAUGCAGUAUCAGGUAGCUCAGGCACUAAUGUGGUCAGAUGUCACUGUAAUCUUUGAUACUACACCUCUGGGUGCCCAGGGAGAGCAGUACCUCACCCCUCUCUCUCUCAACACUGGGAGAAAACCUUCCCUAGUAUGUAAGUGCAUCUCCAAGCAGCACUUCCCACAGGUUGCUGCAGGUUCUUGCAGUCCAUGUUAAGGCUUCCUUUGGUUUUACCAGCAGUCAGCCUGAGCAGCCUGCCAAACCCUGGCAAAUUCUGAUAAGGAAGGGCUGUAAACCUGCUGCUUGCUGAAGAAAGAUGAUGUUCAUAGAAGUAGAGGUCAAACACAAACAGCAAGUCAUACAGCACAUCUCAGGGUAAGGUUUUGCUCAGGAUUUGUGCCUGUUUGAACUGAAAUGUGCUGUGGUGUGUGUCCUCCUGAAGGUGUAGCUGUGCUGGAAGCCAGGCAGACCCACCUCCUGCUGUCACUGGCUUCUCCCUUUAAUUAAAGAGAGGGGAAACUUUUCCAUCCUUUACUCCCACAGCACGAAACCUGGCCGUGGUCUCACUGAAUUUGUAAUGAAACUGUGCAUGUCAUGGGAGAAAUAAAUUCAGUUGAUUGAAAACUAGUGCUCAGAUCAGCGCUGCCACCUCGCAUCUGUGGUGUCAGGGCUUGACAGAGGUUAUGACAGAUGUCUAAAACAAGGAUUUUGCACACAGCUUGUUCUUUUUACUUCUUGCUGGAGUAGCUGUGCUGGCCAGACUGCAUUGCCAGGUACACUCCCAGGUCAGAGCUGGAGGAAUAUGCACCUGCUAAUACACUUCCUGUGAAUAUGAAGAGGAUUUUAGUCUGCAAGUGCAUCAGUGCUGUGCAAUUCAUAGGCACCAAUUUUACAAUGGCUUUGGAGUGACCAGAAUAUAAGCUGAACACAUUAUUUUGGAGAGUAGGAAGACAAUAUUUUAGCUGUCUGUGGCAAAGGUAUCAGGAUGGAUUUUGAAUUAAAUUGGAUUGAAUGGUUUAACUAAUAAUUUUUGUUUACUGCCAACCUAGCAUUUUGAAGAUUAGCACUCAGAUUCAGUAUCUGAAAAGCAACCUGUGCUGCAGGUGAGCACUUGAAUUUGCACUUUCAGUAUCACUUGCAAGAGAUAGACAAUUGACAGGUGCUCUCAGGGAUUAACAUACAGUAUGUUAGAAUUGAGGACUGAAAAUUAAGCCCAUUUUCUAAUCCUUUGUACUUUACUGUGUUUAUGUGCAUAAAUAUGUGAUAUUUCCAUUAAAAGAGGCGCAAACUGUUAAACUUA